UGGUGGUAUAAGGCAGGAAUUCACCCAGGACAAGAGGCACCAGUUUUUAGGAGGUCUGUCUCUCUCGCCCACCAUGCCGCCGUUCGGACUCCUUGUGCCGAUGCUGCUGCUGCAGAUCUGCUGUUGCCGGGCGACGGAAGUUUCUGAAGAUGCAAGUGCAGAGUUCUGGGUCAGACUGUACCGUCAGCUGCAGAUACCCGGGGAGGACGAGAACAUCAUCUUCUCCCCUCUGAGCGUGGCGCUGGCGAUGGGCAUGGUGGAGCUCGGUGCACGUGGAUCAUCUCUGCAGCAGAUACGACAGGUCAUGGGUUACACAAACUACAGAGAAGAUGAAGAGUUCUCCAUGUUGAGGAACCUGACCCAGGCUCUGACGGUAGAAGAAUCUCAGUAUGUGGUGCGUUGUGCGAAUUCCCUGUUCCUCCAGAGUGGGAUUCACUUCAACCCAGAGUUCCUGAAGCUGAUUAAACAUUAUUUCCACGCUGAAGCUGAGACGGUGGAUUUUAACGAAUCGGCCGCUGUGGCUCAACACAUCAACGCCUGGGUUCAAAACCACACGGAGAGUAAGAUUACUGACCUGGUGUCGGCCGAGGAUUUCAGCAGCCUGACCAGGAUCACACUGGUUAAUGCUCUUUACUUCAGAGGAAGCUGGAAGAAUCAGUUCCGACCCGAAAACACCAGAACGUUUUCAUUUAGCAAAGACGACGGCAGUGAAGUGCAGACGCUGAUGAUGUACCAACAGGCGGAUUUUUACUAUGGUGAGUUUAGUGAUGGCACUAUGGAGGCGGGUGGUAUGUACCAGGUGCUGGAGAUGCCAUAUGAAGGAGAAGAAAUGAGCAUGAUCAUCGUUUUACCAAGACAAGAAGUUCCACUGGCUUCGUUAGAGCCGAUCAUCAAAGCCUCCCUGAUUGAUGAGUGGGCCAAUAACGUCAAAAAGCAGAAAGUGGAGGUUUACCUGCCCAGGUUUAAAGUGGAGCAAAAGAUCGAUUUGAGAGAGACGCUGCAGCAGCUCGGCAUCAAAAGUAUCUUCACUAAAGAUGCAGAUCUCUCAGCCAUGACCUCCAACAGUGCAGAAGGGAAGAACAUGUUCAUCGCUAAAGCCGUACAGAAGUCGUACCUGGAGGUGACGGAGGAGGGAGCAGAGGGAGCCGCUGGAUCAGGGUUUGUAGCUCUGAGCAGGACCAUGGUGCUGUACCCUCAGGUUAUGGCUGAUCAUCCGUUCUUCUUUGUCAUCCGAAACAGAAAGACAGGAUGGAUUCUGUUUAUGGGCCGGGUCAUGAACCCAGACGUUAUCGAUCCCUAUGAAGCUGAAUUUGAUUCGGCGUAAGACGCAAGUCAUCGAAUGAAACGACGCCCAAAGAGAGGAAGUGCAUUACGCCGUGUACUCUAUGCUACAUGUGAUUGUUUUUUAUACUCUCAGCUUUACCGAACAUAAAUCCUGCAUUUCGUUCUUCUUACCCCGAAUAUUGAUCAGCUAAGAUGUUGAGCAUUGAUUGGCGCGAUCGCGUCUGUCGAGCAAACUGCUUUGUCAGUAUAACUAUGGGUUACAGACAUACAUUAGAACAGCAGGUGGCAGUAUACAGUCGGCAGCACAGAACAGUGUAACGGCUGGUGUGGUUACCUGAUCCAUGCCUGACGAGGGUGCAGAAGUCUAAUACAGUCUAAUACAGUAGACCACCGACACUGACACCUCAAGCUCAAGUUCAAAUCUCAGCCGUGCUACCUGAUGGGCGUCACACAGACAUGAUUGGCUGUGUCUACAGUGGGACGAUGGUCAAACAGGUUCCUAAUUGCUGCUGCAAUUCUGGCCUCUGCUGGCUAGUCGAGACGCGUGCUUGGGUUCUGCUGAUCAUGAAUGGCUAGGGAUGUAACGAUACACUCUACCCAUGAUGCGAUGCAAUUCACGAUACUGAAUAGUGAAUCCGUUUUUUUUUUCAUGAUUUUUUUAAACAAAAUUAAAUUGAAGACAAAUUAUGACAAAGUUUCCUUUUCUUAUUUCUCUUUAAAAAAAUAAAAUAAAAUACUGUAUUUGUGAUUAUCUUUUAUUUAUCUAAAUAAUGAAUGCCCUUUUAUUUCUGAGGUAGGUACAAACUAUGCAAAACAAUGCUGCACAUUUCCCUUUUUGUGUAAAAAAAACUGAAAUGAAAUCUUAAAACAAAUCCCACAUUAAAUAAAUAAAUGAAUAAUACAAAUAAAGAAAGUAUCCUGACAUAAAUAUAUUUGGCUGGAAAAUUCCAAACCUGGCAACCCUGUAGUGAUGUCAACCAGGCAAGGUGA
This is a messenger RNA of Trichomycterus rosablanca, 2274 nucleotides long. RefSeq names its product serpin peptidase inhibitor, clade I (neuroserpin), member 1 (gene serpini1). Bases 74 to 1324 code for a protein of 416 amino acids. Gene Ontology annotation, molecular function: serine-type endopeptidase inhibitor activity. The record is from RefSeq and is a predicted model, not a curated record. Gene Ontology annotation, biological process: negative regulation of endopeptidase activity. The transcript has 9 exons. Lineage: Eukaryota; Metazoa; Chordata; Actinopteri; Siluriformes; Trichomycteridae.